AUGGGUAAUCGACUUGACCGAUUGGGCGGCUAUGAGUCGGAUGGUAGUUUGGAGCCGUCGAAUCAUAUCGUCGAGGACCUUUUGCAGCCGGGCACGAGUUCGCGUAAGCGGCAAUCAACUGAAACGACCGAGGCGAAUUCGUUGACGAAAAAAGUGAAAAAAUUGGAUACGACGAAAUAUGUAUACGAAAAACUGUUCCUACAGGGUGAAGGAUCUGACAUCACAAUUCACGCAUGUGGAAAAGUCUGGAAUCUUCACAAAUUUUAUCUGCAGCAGUGUAAAUAUUUUGAGGCGAUAUUGAACGGAAAUUGGAAAGAGUCAUCCAACAACUCGAUUCACAUUGAAAUCAAUGAUGAAAAAGUGACAGCUGAAGGAAUGCAUUCGGUUCUAGCCUCAUUAUACAACAACGAAAUCGAGAUUGAUUUGGAAAAAAUUGAGGGAACAUUAGCGGCGGCGAUUCUCAUCGGAUUGGAGAGUGUGGUGUCGAGAUGCGAGGAUGUAAUGGCCGAUAAUCUUUCGCAUACAAAUGUGCUUCGAUUUCAUGAUAUUGCCGAAAGAUAUGGAUUGUUGAAGGUCCAAAAAAUGGCAUUGUGCAGUCUGAAAAUCCUUUUUUGGAAGUUCAUGUCAAAUCGCAAAAUGCUCGCCGAUUUAAGCGAAUCUCUGCUAACGUCCCUCUUGUCAUCCUCCGAAUUACUGGUGGUAGAAGGCGAAAUUGAUCUAUACAAAAUGGUUCGAUGGUGGAUUUAUAUUCACGAAAGUCCCGAUGCCGUCUUGCUUGAUUGCGAUGAUGCGACGUUUGAGAAGAACGUCAUCAAUUUUCUAAGAGAGUCGCCUGAAAAUGUGCUGUUCGUCAAAUACUCGACAAUAUUUGCGUCGCUGCGAAUUCAUCAUUUUCUUACGCUCACUGGGAGUAUUAAGCGAAUCGAACAUGAUAAACUGAUUCCGACGCAAGUCAUCAAUUCGAUUUCGGUUUCGCAGUGGAGAUCGAUGCUCAGAAAUGAAGAAAAUCCCCUUUUAAUCAAUGAUCUGUCGGACGACGAUUUCAAUCUGAGCAGUUGGCGACUUGGAAGAAUUAUUGAAUCAUUUCCGAAAUGCUGGAGAUGGACUGGCUAUAACAAUGGUGUGGACAUUUUACUUCAUAUCACGAAUUAUUUAUUGACAAUGAGACGAAACUGCCUCAAUCAAUCAACACCAUACUCGAUCAAUUUGAAAUCGGAUAGAACAAUUCAUUAUAGAAUAAUCCUUAUGGAUGCGAAUGGCAAAUGCUUGUUCGAUAGUGAAAAGAAAUCAGUCAUCCUACGACCGGAUCAAAUUAUUACCGUAGCCCGUCUGCCGGACGAAAUGGCCCUUCCGAUAUCGGUGCACCUUCAGUAUUUGGCUGCCGAGCCACCGCAACCAUCAUUAAUUUUUGAUCUCGAACUUCUCGAUGCGGCAAGAAAGGUAAUUCCGCGGCCAAAUAAUCUGGAAAGAACGAGAAGUGAAGAUGACAAGACAAUUGAUCAGAAACCUCUUUUUCCGUCGCCAAAUCCGGAUGGCACGUUUCCGGAAACGAUCGAAGGUGACCAUGAAAUUACAAGCAGCGAUGAAAAACAACUUGGAAACGAGACCGAGACGUUGCGAAAAAGCAGGAAAGCCCCGUUUCAACGAGUCCAGCUAAAACGAAAACGAGACACACCGCCGAAAACCGACGAGGCCAAGACCAUCGCGGACGUCGAGAAUCCAUUCGAAGAAAUUGUAACUCGUCGGCCACCCAACGAUUAUUGGCAAAUGCAAAAAUUGCGCAAACAGCACCGGAAAAAGAAUCGAAGAAAGAGAAGAAAGCACAAGAAUGGGUUUCUCACAAGAGACGAUAUUAUUCGCACACAUGGAAAGCAGCAAGAGCCUUCAGUUCAGAUACGCGAUUUAACUCGCGAGAAAGCCGAAUUCGAUCACACCACUCGCAAUAUUGCACAGGAAACGUGGGAAAGGGAAAACAAGCAAGCCGAACUCGUACGCCAAGAAAUGGAAAACGGGCAAGCAACGAGUGCGCCAAUUGUUAAUCCCGUUGAAAAAAUCAUCGAGGAAGAGAAUGGUGGUCCGAUUCCAAUGAAAAUUCAGCGACUUCCCAACAAUCCUUACAAAACUGUUGAUAUUCGAAAACCAACAAUCAUUUCCCUUCCAGUCCCGCCAUUAUUUCAUUCGUGA
Molecule: messenger RNA, 2184 nt
Organism: Caenorhabditis bovis
Lineage: Eukaryota; Metazoa; Nematoda; Chromadorea; Rhabditida; Rhabditidae
Source: the annotation of a GenBank genome assembly